CAAACAGGAAGUGAGGCAAUUAAGGAAAUUGACCAUUUGGUAAAAUGUCAACAAAUGCUUAACUUUUAAGACCCGUUCAUUAUAUUAAUCGGUGAAAAUUGAUUGACCGUUUGAAACACGAGUCAAAUAUUUUUAAUAUAGUCAGGUACACUGGAAUGGAAAACAGCCAUGUCAGAUAUACAGCUUUCACAUCCAACCGAGUCAUCUCUGACUGUCCAUCAAGAAGGCAAGACAUUGCUAAUUGAUAAGAAAAAUACUAAGUAUGCAACUAUAGGAGGUAUUAUAUCAAGGAUUUUGCUGCCCGUUAAAAAGAGGAAAGUGGAGAAUGUCAAAAAACAGAGGUCCAAAAACCAUGGGGUGUCACAGAAGCAAUGUAAACUGUCAUUUCCACCAUGUAAGGUCUGCCUUGGAAAGGGAACAGGAUUGCAUUAUGGUGUAAACAGUUGUGAAUCUUGUAAAUCCUUUUUCCGAAGAUGCCUUACAAGAAAGGAAGAAUAUAAAUGUUCAAAGGGCAAAAACUGCCCUGUGACAUCACAGGUGCGUGGAAACUGCUCUGGUUGUCGAUAUUUACGGUGCCUUGAAGUUGGAAUGUCCAGAGAGGCCGCAUGUUUGGGGAGAUAUACCUUGUCUCGGAGAACAAAAACCAUCAUGGAAGCAAAGGGCGAGGAAGGUGCCCCAGAUAUUGAUGUCAGCAAAAAGGCUUCAAACAGGAUACGAAAGGAUGGUCUCUCUGCAAGCAGCCCUUAUUCAUGCAUUGACACCAUCAAGGUGGCUGCAGAUGGUUCUGAGGCUGAUACAUGUAGUCCUAUUCAGGACCAAUUGUUGACUGAGACAAAGUAUAUGCCUCUAAAGACCUCUGCAAUUAUAGAAGUGACUAUUGAAGAGGGAAAGCAGGCAAGUUGGAAGUAUAUUAAAGAUGAUCAUCCACAGAUGUAUAUUGAUCUUGUAGAGCAAUUAGUGUCGGCCAUGAAGGAAAUUCGACCAUUUGGGAGCAUUGUUACUGAGGAAGAAAUAAAAGCUAAGUUACAAGAGGACUAUGAAAGUUAUAUGACUAAAGCUGAGGUGUUUGGGAAAAUGAAGCCAGUUCCACAAGAUGAGUAUGUGACCUUGUUAGAAACAACUGGUAUUGAUAUUGAUGGGCGUCAGGAAUUCCUACGCCAGUCGGCAAUGUCUUGCCAACCUGUACUCCACAGCUAUAUAGCCUUUGCAAAUGUGGUACCUGGGUUUUCGUCACUGUCACUUGAGGAUCAGUGCAGUUUAUUGAAAACCUCACACUUCGAAGUGUUUUUAUUUUUGACUUACAAAGGUUACGAUUCAGACUUGCAAAUGAUCUUGACUGAAACAGGGAAAGCUUACCACAUUGACCAGGCAGCUGAUAUAUUUUAUUCGAGAAAUCUCAUUAAUUCCAUAUUUGAUGUCUGUAAGAAAAUUCAGGCACUUUGUCUGUCAAAGGAGGAGACAGCCCUGUUGCUGGCCAUAGCAGUGACAUUUGGGGACCGAUGCAAUCUUGAAGAUUCCAUCAGCGUUGAAGAAAUUCAGAUGCAAGUUGUGAGCAUUUUCAGAUGGUACUUGUCAGUAUCUCGGCCUCACAAUGCCUCGAAAUUUUUUACAAAAUUGUGGACUGCUUCGUUGCAAUGAGAGCAGUGAAUGACCGGUAUCUCAAAGAGUAUGGUGUCAUUUGUCAGGACAAAUUGGUCCAAAAGGAGGCUCCAAUCUGGCUAGCGUACAUAAACCCCAAGACGGUUCAGAAAAACAGCCAAAGGUCUAAUACAAGUGAUGAUGAUACGUUUGAACUAUGUAGUAAGGACUGCAGCAGUUGAUGUUCAAGUAUCAUCAUCUUGGGUUAUAAAGGGCCUCGGAAUAAGAAUUGAAUUUCAUGCUAAAAUUGUUAAAGUAUGCUUUGUAAAUUGUAAUCUAUAGAUUUGAUACUUCUUUUAGAUAUAUAUGUUUCAUUUUGAUUUUGAAAUUUAAGAGUUAGGUAAAGCAGAUUGUUUUUGUUUUUGACAUACAUGUACCAUGAUACCAACGAGGCAAAAAUUACAAUGUACCAGAGACUUAUAAGGACAUGAAAUGUUUUCAGUAACUUAUCCCUUUUCUCAUACAUUUAGUAUAGGCCCUCCAUAUAGUAUCGUGUUUUUAAGGAAAAACCCUCAAGAAGUGCUGGACAGUUAAUAUUUUUCAAUUUAUAGAAGUUGUAAUACAUUUGAUGGUUAUACAUGAAUAUAACGACAAUCAUUCUCUAAUAUCAUGAUUUCCGGUGUUGAUUGGAAAGUAGGUCAUGUUUAUUCUAGGGUGAUGCUAUGAUUUUAAAUGACAUAAAACACAAUAAUGUUAGUUUUUUAUGGAUUAAUAAUAGCUUUGUCAAAUGUUUUACAGGUAUAUGCGGCUUAUUUUUUAAUAAAAUGUAAAAAUCUUUUAAGAACAAUGUAAGCAAGAAUUUCGUUUUUCCAUUCAUAUACUAUUUUUUAGAACAAGCACAUGCACAUUGUAUCAAAUCUUAACAACCAAUCAGAAGGCUGAUAUUAUGAGAACGACUGUACCUGAUACAGACUACUACAGGGAGCUGAAUCUAGCCAGUAUUUUGUCAAAAACAAUACCGAUUUUAAUGCAGUUUAUUAUGGAUUGACAUAUAACAAAUGUGUGUUUUUGUAUGUGCUUACUUCCAAACUGUGUAUUUAUUCAUUAAUAAGGCUGAUGGAUAGACAUGCUAUAUGACAAAUUUGAAUGAUUUCAGUCUUGUGAUUGAUUGGUUGUCAAGUUGGAGAAAUUAUUUGAGCUGCGCUCUAUGUAUGUCAUCAUGAGUACCGUAUGCAAUCUGCACAGGCUAAUCAGGCACGACACUCUUUGCCUACAAUGGAUUUUGAUUUAAAGUAACAUAAAUUCUCAAAAUCAACAAACAUUUAGUACACUAUUUCAUAAAAUUAAGUUAAUACAUAAAAAAUCAGUGUUCCUUAUAGAAAUAGCCAAAAUUUCAAUUAUAGAUGUGGUAUGGUAACAUUGAUUUAACAAGAUACAAAAUUCUCUUUUUUAUUUUUUUGUGCGACAAUAUAUUUCAAGUUAAUUUCCCGCCAUGAUAUCCGAACACUGGCUUUGGGCAGCGUUGGAAGAACGACGUUCCCUGGUAAAUUUUAGAUAUCAUAGCCGGAAAUUCACAUGGAACAUACAUUUGUAUUGUGACACAAAAAAAUGAGCAUUUUGUAUUGCAUUUAAUUGAUGUUACCAGACCACAUCUACAGUUGUAAUUUUGGCUAUUGCUACAAAAGAACUUUGAUUCUUUAUUUGUUAACUUUAUUUUUCAAAAUAUUGUAAGAUUAAUAUUUGUUGAUUUUGAGUGUUUAUGGGCUUUUAAAGAGCCUUAUUUAAAAUGAGUAAUUUCAUAAAAGUGGAAACUGUCGUUCACACAGGCACAUCUGAGACCAUACUUUAGGCAUGUGCAUUAACCCUUUCAGUGCGGGAACCGAACUUUGAAGGCCUUUGCAAACAGUUUGGAUCCAGAUGAGAUGCCACAGAACGUGGCGUCUCAUCAGGAUCCAGACUGUUUGCUAUUCUGAUAGUAUUCUUUGAAAAAAAUCGAAGAAUAUGCUAAUUUUAGAAAUUCAGCAGACGACAUUUUAGCAGAAGACAAAUUUCCCAGCAUUCAAAGGGUUAAUCACUGAUAAGCCUUCACAGACAAUAAGCCUGGUUUUUCCAGAGUGGGGCCCUUUUUACAUCUGUUAACCAUUAGCUGUUGAAUAUCUGUUAACCAUUAGCUGUUGAACAUCUGUUAACCAUUAGCUGUUGGUACUUUAACUAGAAAAAGUAUUGCACUUACAUGUUAUCAAUUGAAAACCAUGCACGCUUGUUUUUCAAUUAUGUUGCAUCAAAUAUUUCAAAUGAUUUUUUUUAAUGUCUAGUAACUGGCUGCCUGGUGUAAUACGAUUAUGAUUUGAUGUUUAUAAAGUUAUACAUCUGUUGAUCUGUUAAUUUGAAUACUGCAAAGUUUUAUGACUUUUCGGGCAUAAUAUAAAUCACUGAGCGAUGA
Messenger RNA from Dreissena polymorpha, 4021 nucleotides. RefSeq names its product probable nuclear hormone receptor HR3. Gene Ontology annotation, molecular function: nuclear receptor activity; RNA polymerase II cis-regulatory region sequence-specific DNA binding; zinc ion binding. The record is from RefSeq and is a predicted model, not a curated record. NCBI's taxonomy places the organism in Eukaryota, Metazoa, Mollusca, Bivalvia, Myida, Dreissenidae. Gene Ontology annotation, biological process: positive regulation of transcription by RNA polymerase II; negative regulation of transcription by RNA polymerase II; cell differentiation. The coding region runs from base 169 to 1638 and encodes 489 amino acids. The transcript is spliced from 2 exons.